Molecule: messenger RNA, 5967 nt
Organism: Brenthis ino (lesser marbled fritillary)
Lineage: Eukaryota; Metazoa; Arthropoda; Insecta; Lepidoptera; Nymphalidae
Source: the annotation of a GenBank genome assembly
AUGAAUACAACGGAAGGCGGCGAAGAGGCCGCUACAACACCUGCCAACCCGCCAGAAGGUCCUCUCAUCCCCGUGCCAGUGCCCCCCCGCAAGCCUCCGCGGAGGGGGCCCAAAGUUCAACAAGAAAGGCCUAAACGAGCACUCUUCUGCCUCACGCUAAAGAACCCGCUAAGAAAACUGUGUAUUGAUAUUGUUGAAUGGAAACCAUUCGAGUGGAUGAUCCUGACUACGAUAUUUGCCAACUGCAUCGCGCUCGCCGUCUACACUCCCUACCCAGCGAGCGAUUCGAACUACACCAACUGGGUUUUAGAGAAAAUCGAAUAUAUCUUCCUGGUUAUUUUUACGGGGGAGUGCGUGAUGAAGAUCAUAGCGUACGGAUUCGUGAUGCACCCUGGCUCGUACCUCCGGAACGGGUGGAAUUUACUCGAUUUCACCAUAGUAGUAAUAGGCAUGGUGAGCACGGUACUGUCGAGUAUAUUUAAGGACGCGUUCGACGUGAAAGCUCUAAGGGCGUUCAGGGUGCUACGGCCCUUGAGACUCGUGUCCGGCGUGCCAAGUUUGCAAAUCGUCUUAAACUCCAUUUUGAAGGCAAUGGUGCCGUUGCUACACAUCGCACUGCUCGUCAUCUUUGUCAUCAUCAUCUACGCGAUCAUCGGCCUCGAGCUGUUCUCGGGGAAGAUGCAUAAGUCGUGCUAUAAUAGGCUGACAGGUGAGAUCAUGGACAACCCCCACCCGUGUGAUGUAGACAACGGCUUCAACUGCUCCAGCCUCGGGCAGGACAUGGAGUGCCGCGAGGGCUGGAUCGGACCUAACUUCGGCAUCACCAACUUCGACAACUUCGGCCUCUCCAUGCUCACCGUGUUCCAGUGCAUCACGCUCGAGGGCUGGACCGAUGUUAUGUAUAAUAUACAAGACGCGAUGGGCAACAGUUGGGAGUGGAUCUACUUUGUGUCGAUGGUGAUAUUGGGUGCUUUUUUCGUUAUGAACCUAAUUCUCGGUGUGUUGUCCGGAGAGUUCUCAAAAGAAAGAGAAAAAGCGAAAAACAGAGGAGAUUUCCAAAAGCUAAGAGAGAAACAGCAGUUAGAAGAAGAUUUGAAAGGCUAUCUGGACUGGAUUACGCAGGCCGAGUACCUGGAGCCGCUGGCCGACCAACACGACGCGGUCGACCUCAAGGGGGACUACGGGAUUGGAAAUUUAAUAGGACAAAAUCAAAGCGACCACGACUCCACAGACCACCUCGGCAUAGAGCCGGCAGAGCAACAGAAGGUACCCAUCGGGAAAAUGUGGAAGAAAGACUUCGAUAAGGUGAACCGGCGCAUGAAGCGCGCGUGUCGCCGCGCCGUCAAGUCGCAGACCUUCUACUGGCUCAUCAUCGUGCUCGUGUUCCUCAACACCGUCGUGCUCGCCAGCGAACACUACCAACAGCCGACGUGGCUCGACCACUUCCAAGAGUACGGUAACGCGAUCUUCGUGGCGCUCUUCACGCUCGAGAUGUUGGUCAAGAUGUACAGUUUAGGGUUACAGGGCUACUUCGUGUCGCUGUUCAACCGCUUCGACUGCUUCGUAGUGGUGGGCUCAAUCAGCGAGAUGGUGCUGACGAAGACGGAGCUGAUGCCGCCGUUGGGCGUGUCGGUGCUGCGCUGCGUGCGGCUGCUGCGCGUCUUCAAGGUUACCAAGUACUGGCGGUCGCUGUCCAACCUGGUGGCGUCGUUAUUGAACUCGAUCCAGUCCAUCGCCUCGCUGCUGCUGCUGCUGUUCCUCUUCAUCAUGAUCUUCGCCUUGUUAGGGAUGCAGGUGUUCGGUGGCAAGUUCAACUACGACCCUGAAGAGGAGAAGGAUCGGCACAACUUCGAUUGUUUUUGGCAAGCGUUGCUUACUGUAUUUCAGAUCCUGACGGGCGAGGACUGGAACGCGGUGAUGUACGAGGGCAUCAAGGCAUACGGCGGCGUCGGCACCUUCGGUAUCCUCGCCUGCAUCUACUUCAUCAUACUAUUCAUCUGCGGCAACUAUAUUCUUCUGAACGUGUUCUUGGCCAUCGCCGUCGACAACUUGGCUGAUGCUGAAUCUUUGACCAAUAUAGAGAAGGAAGAAGGACAAGCUGCAGAAGAGAAGGAAGGAGAGGAACAAGGGGAAGUUGAAGGCGCGCUCGCCGACACCGACGACGAGUAUAUCCACGACGAUGAUGUUUACACUAGUGAUAAUUCUGAAAGAGAAUAUGAAGGAGAAGAGACUGGAUCAGAAGGGGAGCAACGAGAAGAAAUAGAUGAAGAAAUAGAAGAACCAGGUAUUGAUGAAGAAAACGAGGAAAGAAUUGAAGAAGAACAAGAGAGAGAUGAAAUGGAGAAUCAUCAGAGAAAUCAUAUUGAUGGCGGCGAGUUAGAAGAAGAGGGAACGCUCGUAACCGCUAGACCGAGGCGGAUCUCUGAACUGAAUAUGCCAAAUCAGACGCCGCCAAUACCGAACGCUAGUAGUUUCUUCAUAUUCUCACCAACCAACAGGUUUCGGGUAUUCUGCUACAAGAUGUCAUCGUCGUCAACUUUCGGGAACAUCAUCCUGGUGUGCAUCAUGUUUUCGUCUGCUAUGUUAGCGGCUGAGGAUCCACUGGAUGCUGCCCAAAAAGGCUUUCGAAAUUGGCUACUUAGCCAGUUUGACAUGUUCUUCACGGGUAUCUUCACGCUGGAGCUGUUUCUGAAGCUGGUGACGUACGGGCUGGUGCUGCACCGCGGCGCCUUCCUGCGCUCCGCCUUCAACGUGCUCGAUAUGCUCGUUGUUUGCGUCUCACUCAUAUCUAUGAGCUUUAAGUCUGGGAGUAUAUCUGUUGUGAAAAUAUUGCGAGUAUUCAGGGUUCUGAGGCCUCUCAGGGCUAUCAACAGGGCCAAAGGCCUUAAGCACGUUGUUCAAUGCGUGAUCGUUGCAAUCAAAACGAUCGGCAACAUUUUGUUGGUAACGUCCUUGCUACAAUUCAUGUUCGCGGUGAUGGGAGUGCAAAUGUUCAAGGGUAAAUUUUUUAGGUGUAAUGAUAUUUCAAAAAUGACAAAAGACGAGUGUCAGGGGACUUAUUUAGUGUUUGAAAAUCCUAAUUAUGUAGUUAGAGAUAGAGUUUGGAAGAGGAAUGACUUCCAUUUCGAUAAUGUUAUGAAAGGGAUGCUUACGCUCUUCACUGUAUCUACCUUUGAAGGGUGGCCAGGGUUAUUGUACGUGUCUAUAGACUCGAACGCCGAGGAUCGUGGUCCCAUCACUAACUUCCGUCCAAUCGUAGCAGCCUACUAUAUUAUUUAUAUAAUUAUAAUUGCCUUCUUUAUGGUAAAUAUAUUCGUCGGUUUCGUCAUAGUGACAUUCCAGAACGAGGGCGAGCAGGAAUACAAGAACUGUGAACUGGACAAGAACCAAAGGAAUUGUAUAGAGUUUGCUCUUAAAGCUAAACCUAUUAGAAGGUACAUCCCAAAGCACCGCAUCCAGUACAAGGUGUGGUGGUUCGUGACGUCGCAGCCCUUCGAGUACGCCAUCUUCGUGCUGAUCAUGAUCAAUACCAUCACGCUCGCCAUGAAGUACCACAACCAGUCACCGGAGUACAGCAAGGCGCUGGACAUGCUCAACAUGAUCUUCACGGCGGUGUUCGCUCUCGAGUUCAUAUUCAAACUUGCCGCUUUUAGGUUUAAGAACUAUUUCGGUGACGCGUGGAACACCUUCGACUUCAUCAUCGUGCUGGGGAGCAUCAUCGACAUCGUUGUCUCACAAGUAAACGAACUCAAGAAUCAGGGAAGUGGUCUGCAAAGAGCCCACGUUGUGAAGGAAAGUUCGAUUCCUUCCAUCAAUUUCUUCCGACUGUUCCGUGUGAUGAGGCUCGUGAAGUUGCUGUCCCGAGGGGAAGGCAUCCGCACCCUUCUGUGGACCUUCAUCAAGUCCUUCCAAGCCUUGCCUUACGUCGCGCUGCUCAUUUUGAUGCUGUUUUUUAUUUAUGCAGUGGUUGGAAUGCAAGUAUUUGGAAAAAUAGCGAUAGAUGACGAUACCCCCAUCACAAGAAACAAUCAUUUUCAGACGUUUCCACAAGCUAUUUUAGUGUUAUUUCGUUCAGCAACCGGUGAAGCGUGGCAGGACAUAAUGAUGGGCGUGUCGCCGGAGCCGGAGGUGCGCUGCGACCGCAACUACGACGAGGAGGGCGAGGACGACAGCAGCGGCUCCUGCGGCAGCGUGCUCGCAUUCCCUUACUUUAUCUCCUUCUACGUGCUCUGCUCCUUUCUCAUCAUUAAUCUUUUUGUCGCUGUCAUUAUGGAUAACUUCGACUACUUAACCAGAGACUGGUCAAUAUUGGGACCACACCACUUAGAUGAAUUUAUAAGAUUAUGGAGUGAAUAUGAUCCAGACGCAAAGGGACGAAUAAAACACUUAGAUGUAGUUACUUUGUUAAGAAAAAUUAGCCCACCGUUAGGGUUCGGCAAGCUGUGCCCGCACCGCGUGGCGUGCAAGCGGCUGGUGUCCAUGAACAUGCCGCUCAACUCGGACGGGACGGUGCUCUUCAACGCGACGCUCUUCGCCGUCGUGCGCACCUCGCUCAAGAUCAAAACCGACGGUAAUAUUGACGACUGCAAUACAGAACUGAGAGCAGUCAUCAAAAAGAUCUGGAAGCGCACGUCGCCCAAGCUGCUGGAUCAGGUGGUGCCGCCGCCCGGCGACCCCAACGAGAUCACCGUCGGCAAGUUCUACGCCACCUUCCUCAUACAGGACUACUUCAGGAGGAAUCACGCGUUCAAAAAGAGAAAGGAGCAGGAGAUGAGGCAGAGCGACGAGCAGAGCCACCAGAUGACGCUGCAGGCGGGCCUGCGCACGCUGCACGAGGCCGGGCCCGAGCUCAAGCGCGCCAUCUCCGGCGCGCUGGACGAGGCGCUGCCCGACAACGACGUGCCCAUGCACAGGAGAAAUCACUCAUUAUUCGGUGGUGUAUGGUCCAGCAUCCGUAGACACGGUCCCAAUAGACACUUUCACAGGCCUCGGAAACAUGGUGAAGGCCCACCAGAAGCUGUCGGUAAUCAUUUAAGUUCGAUGAUGCAGCGCGAGUACGGAGUGGGACCAUUACCGAUGGCUCCAAUGGCUGCCAAUUUAGCCAACGGUCAGCCGAAAGAGCAAAUACCACUAAGACCUCUAAUAUUCAAUGGGGAGUCGGAAAAAAUAUACCAAGUUCUAGAUAACCAAAAGUCCAACUACCCGGAAAUGCUCGGUCAGAUCGGGCUCGCGUUCGGCUGCGUCAACUACCUCUCCACGCCGGAGACGUCGGGGGUAAAGUCCACGUCGCCGUCGCGGCAGAGGGUGCACCCGGAGGGCUCGGAGCUGACGAUACGGAAGGCGUCGCCCGAGGAGAAGACGCCGUCGCCGGGCGAGACGAUAACGCCCAAGAUCUCGGCGUUCCUCGCGCGGGAGUGCGCGCCGGCGGAGUCGCGGCCGAUGACGCUGUACGGGUACAACGCGGCGGCGCGCCUGCCCUUCGCGUUCUCGCACGCGCGCGAGCGCCGCAGCCUGCGCGCGCCGCGCCCGCCCGCAGGUCGGAUGGUCCGCAGCGCGUCGUCGGGCGCCGCCCCCGCGCCCGCGCCCGCGCCCCGCACCGCGCAUGCGCCCGCACCCGCCGCCCAGCUUGUAGAAGGUACUGAGAGUAACAUUGUGGCAGGCGGCGAUAGUUGUCGCGGCGUGGUGUCGCUGCCCGGGAGUCCCCGCAACAGCGCAGUGCCGGUGGUCGGCUCCGCAGAGAGUCUCGUCACAAGGGUACUAGCUGAACAAGGCUUGGCAGAAUAUUGUGAUCCGGAAUUCGUGAGGAAUACUUCAAGGGAAAUGCAGGAGGCUCUUGACAUGACUCAAGAGCAGAUGGACAGAGCGGCGCACCAACUUAUGAUAAAGGAGAGGAACUUGAAGCAAGUUCAAAAUCAACAACCCCCCGUGGGCGAGAUGAUGUCGUUCGGGGCGCGCCGCGGCCGGUUA